Messenger RNA from Lasiodiplodia theobromae, 867 nucleotides. Its product is annotated as Short-chain dehydrogenase/reductase SDR. Lineage: Eukaryota; Fungi; Ascomycota; Dothideomycetes; Botryosphaeriales; Botryosphaeriaceae. The transcript has 2 exons. The record is from RefSeq and is a predicted model, not a curated record. The coding region runs from base 1 to 867 and encodes 288 amino acids. Gene Ontology annotation, molecular function: oxidoreductase activity.
AUGGCUCGGGUCUGGCUGAUCACAGGCUGCUCGUCCGGCUUCGGCAGGGCGAUCGCGCUGGCGGCUGCGGCGCACGGUGACAAAGUCGUGGCCACGGCGCGCGACGUGUCGAAGCUCGCGGACCUGCGGCAGCGCGGCAUCGUCACCAAGACGCUUGACGUACUUUCCCCGGAUGCCGAGAUCCAGGCCGUCGUCGAUGAUGUCCGCUCCACGGUGGGUGACAUCGACGUCUUGGUCAACAACGCAGGCUACAUCCUGGUUGGAGCCAUUGAGGAGUGCAGUGCGCAAGAGAUAGAGCGCCAAUUCGCGACCAACGUCUUCGGUCAGCUCGCCGUCCUCCGUGCCGUGGUACCGUCGAUGCGCUCGCGCCGCACGGGUACUAUCGCCAACCUUGGCUCCAUUGGUGGAUGGCAAGGUUCGCCCGCCGCGGGCAUCUACUGUGCGACCAAGGCGGCCAUUGCCAUCUACACCGAGUCCCUCCGCGCGGAGCUGGCGCCCUUCGGUGUCCGCGUAACUUGCAUCGAACCGGGCUACUUCCGCACCAACUUCCUGGACGAGGGAUCGGGACGCAAGACGGUGGCGAAGAAGACGGUUGCGGAGCUUGAUACCGUCGAGGGCUCGGCGGUGGCAGCCACGCGUUCGGCGCUGGCGGCGUACAACAAGAAGCAGCCGGGCGAUCCGGACAAGGGCGCGCGUGUUAUUGUGCAGGCCCUCACGGGGUCUGGGCCGUGCCAGGGGAAGGACCUGCCACCGAGGUUGGCCUUGGGGAACGAUGCGGUGGGGUUCAUUGGUCAGGCGUUGGAGAGGAACCGCCGGGAUUUGGAUGCGUGGAAGGAUAUCGUGUCCAAGACUGACUGUGAUGAGUAA